Molecule: messenger RNA, 1183 nt
Organism: Anopheles bellator
Lineage: Eukaryota; Metazoa; Arthropoda; Insecta; Diptera; Culicidae
Product: multiple epidermal growth factor-like domains protein 8
Exons: 1
Source: RefSeq, a predicted model, not a curated record
AUGAGUGCAAAAUAAAGCCACAGCCACUGAAGCCGGGUCAGACGGUGUUUUUCGUGAUACAGCCGCGCUACAUGAACGUGGACAUACGGUUCAUCGUGGACGUGACGCAAGGUGGCCUAGAUUUCUACAUGAGCCCGACGCACGAGUCGUUCAUCGUGCAAACGAACGCCAGCACUGGCCACCACGACAUUCUGCUCGACAGCAGCUACGUGUGGUUCCACGAUCUGCUCGAUCCGGCGCACUCGCCGGCCGACGAGCUGUACCCGCUGAACAUCCAGCCCGCCGGAGGGCCGCUGGCCAGCGAGAAGAACACGCCGGUCUGCGGGGGCAACCAGAACGAGGGCUUCUACGUGACCGAUCGGACGGCCAAGGAUCUCAUCACCUACGUCACGCUGCGCCAGUGCAAGUCCCUGUUGCGCGUGUUCGGUCUGAAGAACCGGCUGGUGGUGACGUUGCCCCACACGGUGCACGCCCUGGGCCAGACCAAGUUCUACAUCGCGCUCCGAGCGCGCCCCGGCCCGUCGGCCAGCUACGGGCUGGUCUUCUUCCGCCAGGACCAACUGCACAUCCAUCUGUUUGUGUUCUUUUCCGUGUUUUUCUCGUGCUUCUUCCUGUUUCUGGCCAUCUGCGUGCUGGCGUGGAAAGCGAAACAGGCCGCCGACAUGCGCCGGGCCCGCCGGCGCCACGUCGUCGAGAUGCUGCACAUGGCCAAGCGUCCCUUCGGGCGGGUGAAUCUGUCGCUCGACUCGACGCCCGACAUCAACGCACUGCCCACGCCGGCCCCGCAACGGCGGCGCACCCGUGGGCUGAAACAUUCCAGCUCGAGCUCGAGUGCUGCGGCCAGUGCCCUGCAGCACCAGCUGUUGCUCCAUCAGCUGCAGAACCCGCUCCACCAGCCGGACGUGGCGCCGAUCGCGCUGGAACCGACGGUCGACAACUAUGCCGCCGUCGGGACCGUCUUCGUGCGCUUGCCGGGCAAACAGAAGUCCCAGAUCACGCUCGCGCUCGCCUCUUCCCUCAUCAUGAUGGGCCGCUCCAGCAGCUAUCCGUCGUACUCGCGCGUCCAGUACCGCCGGCGCAGCUCGCCCGGCCACGGAGCCGGCUGCCAUGGGCAGAACCUGCAGCAGCAGCUGCAACCGCUUCAGCCGGCCUCGCAUGCGUCCCCUCGGCACCACGCCCAUCA